GCCCCCAGUGAGGGCGGUGUCCCAGGCGCUCACAGCAACUAAAACUUCAACCGAGAGACGCCCAAAAGCAGCACACUUUGAGCAAGACAUCGCGGGAGAUCGUCUACAGCCGGCUCACGCUACUCUGCUCAACAUGGCAAAUGAGGAAGCAGAAGAGCUGCGGACAGACAUGGUAAACAAGCCUGUGCAACUGGAAGAAGAAUUUCUCAGGGAUUUAUAUCUUUUCAUGAAAAAACGGGACACCCCUAUAGAGAGGAUCCCUAACCUUGGUUUUAAGCAAAUUGACCUAUUCACCAUGUUCAAGACAGUACAGAGUUUAGGGGGAUACAAGGAGGUGACAACCCAGCAACUCUGGAAGCAGGUCUAUAACAGGUUGGGAGGGAAUCCAAGGAGCACCAGUGCAGCCACUUGCACCCGACGACAUUAUGAAAAGUUGAUUUUGCCAUAUGAGCGCCAUCUCAGAGGACAAGAGCGUGAAACUUUGCCCCUGCCACUUCCUCAGAAACGCUGGCAUGCUGAAGACACUGAUAGAAAAGUGGAGACAGAGUGCAAGAUGGCAAAAUAUGACAUGCCACUGUACCAGAAAUUACCAGAUUUUACUUUGGAGCACUCAGCUCAUCCCAUCCAGUUUUCACAGUACCACCAUAGUAAAUCAUCUCCAUCUGCGUUCCGGACCCCUGCUCCUUUGAAUUACCCAGUUAGGACAGUAUUUCAUCCAAUGGUGAGUUCUGGAGAUUUGCGCAGGGUGGAGCUGCAAAAUCCAUUAAAGGAAUUCCACUCCUCACAAGAAAAGGUUGAGCCCCUCAAUCUUAGCCUGAAAAACAGAACCUCUGGAACUGUGUGCAAAGACGAUCAAAAAUCUGCUGUAACACCUUCUCCCAACAAAGCCCCUAAGUUUUUAAACAAAGUCUCACCGCUUUAUGUGUCUACUAGUCUGAAGAGAUCAAUAGUCCAGGAAUUUGGAAAGACAAGACUUCCCUGCACUUCCCUAAAGGUUUUUGAUUUUAGAAGCCUGCCUUCUGCUUCCACUGAAACUGAGCAAGGCUGUAGUCCAAGCAAAAGCAUGUCUUUGUAUAAGGAGGAGCACAGAAAUUACAGUCAUGGCAAAUCUCACACCUCCUCCUCUGAUCCUGUGAAUCUAUGCAGUCAUCCUCCAGCCAAAAAUGAGAAAACUUCAAAGGAUAUAAUAGUUCCAGUUCCUGUUCAUAUCUCACACCACUGGAUUGAUGAGGUUAAGAAAAAGCCAAUCUCCAUGUAUCCUAAUAAUAGUGAUAUUGACCAAGAAUCUCUUUAUAAACAUAGUGGACUGCACUCUGCAUCACCAGGAGAAAAUGCUAAACAAUGGAUAUUUGCAGAUGGUGUACAUGCAAAAGAUGUAAUCAGAAGACUAACUAAAGAGUCAUUGACAGAAGAGACUAUGUAUCCUGUCAGGAAUACCAUUUUUCCCUCUAGUUUUACUCCAGUUUGCAGGAAGUUUAUUCCAGUAAGUUUCAGAAAUAACAGUCUGGAAAAGUUUGCACUGGAGACCCCACAUUCUAAGGAUUGUAGCCAGACUCUCAGAAAAUAUGAAGCACAGAAUGGAACUUGUAGUCAGUUGCCAUUACGUAAAACUGUAAACUCACUGUCAGACAAGAGAUUCCCAGAACAAAGUCCUGCCUUGGACAAUAACAUGACAAAUCAGGUGUAUCCCAGGGACUACCAGAGUGUCAAAUAUUAUAUGACAUCUGAUCCUGCAGUAAGGCCACACACAGACUCUAGAUCAUCCUUUUAUAACAGCCAUGAUUUACCAUGGGGAAGUAUUGAUCAGUAUCAUAGAUCAGACACAAGCUUUUACAAGUCUGAUGCAGGCCGCCGGGCAGUCUAAACCAUAGGACAAUCUGCCAUGUCAGUGCUAUCUGCAAUAAGGGGACUCUCACAGACAUCAGUUGUUCAUUUAUAGAAGUUUUUAGCAGGGUAUCUUCAUGUGUUGAACUGGACUGGAUUUAUUCUGCGUUAUAUCAUAAUUGGAGAAUUGACAUUCUUAGAAUGAGACUUUACCAUUUACCAUUUUAGCAGACAAGCUAAAGAUGUGAAGCAUAUGAAUACAAACAAAAGGAUACUGAAUGAGAUACGGAUUCCUAGGGUGAUUGUCUCAUUGUUCUAGCCAAUUACCUCACCCAGAUAGGAACAGCAGCAUAUAAACUAACUAGUGUUUGUGUGUGACGUUUUGGACAAAAUCUGAAAGUGGAACUGAAGAAAUGUUUCAUAAGGAGAAGAUUCCAAGAACUUUAGGAAAUGAUGUAUAACUAUUUUCUAGGUUCCUUGCUAUUUGCAUACAAUAUCUUCUGGCCAGCCUUGUCUUAUAAUAGUCACAAUAGUUCAAUGGGCAGCAUUCCUUUCAACAACGCAGAUCACUGGUAUCUGUUGCAUUCUGCAAAUGGAAAUUAAUUUAUCUUGAAGUAGGCAAGAGAUGAUUCAUUUUGUUUGGUGUGCAUCAGCACAGCCCCAACUGACUAACUAUGAAUUCCUUUGACUGAGAAUUUGACUGGGAUACAGAGUGCACAUUGAUUUCACAUUUGUAGUAUUUAAGGGCAGUAGGUAUACACAAAUAUCAAACAUACAAUAUAUUCUAAAGCAGACAGUCUUGACUUUGUUUAUUUCAAAGCACCUCUAACCUAACCUAUGCAUACUUUUCUACAAAAAAUGUCUUAAUGGAGUUUUUGAUUUCUGCUACUUUGUUUCCAGCUGGUUGUAUCUUUCUGUUGGCUUAAUUAUCUAUUGCUAAAAGCUGAUUAAAUAUAUUAGAUUGAUACUCUGAAACUUCACCAUGAGGAGUAGUCAAACGUUUAUUUAGAUCUUGUAUUAGUUCUUUUUUUUGUAGUUAAAUGUAUAUGUGAUGUAAAUUAUUUUGGCAUUGUUUUUUUAUUUUUUGUAGUUGUUUUAUAUUUGCAAAUCUGAGCCUACCUUUAAUGUCUUAAUUUUUCUGUUGAUGCACUUUGAUAUGUUAAUUAAUUUUUCUGUUAGUGUUAGUUCUGUUACAUAAGUAAUUAUUUUAAAAAAUAUGUAAAGGGUACUAUAAAUUAAUAUAGGUAUUAAUUAUUUAACUAAUUAAUUAUUAUUUAAUGUCUAAGAUAUCAAUCAAUAACAAUUAUGAAAUGCUGUAAAAGAUAAUAAUAAUAAUAAUAUUUAUUUAUUGUGCAACACAACUUCUCUUAGACUUACAGUAUAUGAUUAGUUGUGCUAAAUUAACUCUGUAAGAGGUUGGUUAGUUGGUCAGUUAAACUGGCACCUUGUGAAUCUCAGGGGUUUCCUGGCUGUGUGCUCUGCUGCACUGGAUUUUGGAAAGUAAAUUUAUGGGUGAGGAACUAUUUAAAAGACAGUUAAUCUUUAUUAUACUUUGCAUCACUUUCUAGCAGAUUUUUAAACCCGAUGAUAAUUAUAAUAAAUUAAUUUACCUCAAAAA
Erpetoichthys calabaricus (reedfish) is the source of this 3442-nucleotide messenger RNA. RefSeq names its product AT-rich interaction domain 6 (gene arid6). Gene Ontology annotation, molecular function: transcription cis-regulatory region binding. The record is from RefSeq and is a predicted model, not a curated record. The transcript is spliced from 6 exons. Gene Ontology annotation, cellular component: nucleus. Gene Ontology annotation, biological process: regulation of transcription by RNA polymerase II. Bases 134 to 1864 code for a protein of 576 amino acids. NCBI's taxonomy places the organism in Eukaryota, Metazoa, Chordata, Cladistia, Polypteriformes, Polypteridae.